Messenger RNA from Xenia sp. Carnegie-2017, 2047 nucleotides. Its product is annotated as syntaxin-binding protein 1-like. Gene Ontology annotation, cellular component: plasma membrane; secretory granule. The coding region runs from base 130 to 1866 and encodes 578 amino acids. The transcript is spliced from 29 exons. Gene Ontology annotation, molecular function: syntaxin binding. The record is from RefSeq and is a predicted model, not a curated record. Gene Ontology annotation, biological process: vesicle-mediated transport; intracellular protein transport. Lineage: Eukaryota; Metazoa; Cnidaria; Anthozoa; Malacalcyonacea; Xeniidae.
UGGUUGACCGGAAAUUGACUUCGAAUUUCAAAACAUUUAUUCUAAACAUUCAACGUUUAUGUAGAAUGUGAGAAAGUAAACUUAAGCUUUUCAUUUUUUGACUUGUAAACGUGUUAAAAAAGCAGAAAUAUGUCUUUAAAGGAAGCAGUGGGAAGACGUAUCAUAGAUGACGUAAUUAAACCAUUAUACGAUGCCAAAAAGUGGAAGGUAUUGAUUCUGGACAAAGAUUCCCUGAAAAUUGUAUCAUCGUGUUGUAAGAUGAAUGAAGUCAUGAAUGAAGGGAUAACUAUGGUUGAAGGUCUUGAGAAAAAGAGGGAGCCAUUACCUUCAUUGGAGGCCAUAUACAUUAUUUCUCCAACAGAAAAUAGUGUUGACCAACUUUUAUCUGAUUUUGACAAAGAUGCACCAACAACAAUGUACAUGCGAGCUCAUGUUUUCUUUACCAAAGUAUGCAAUGAUGAACUGUUCAACAAGCUAGCAAACUCUUCUGCUGCUAAAUUUAUAAAGACAUUGAAGGAAAUCAACAUGGCUUUUAUCCCUUAUGAGUCACAGGUGUAUUCUUUGAACAUGGAGAAGGUGGUGAACACUUUCUAUAUGGAGUCACAAAAUCAUUCCUCUGACAUUGAGAAAGUGGCUGAACAAUUGGCGACGUUGUGUUCAACUCUUGGAGAAUAUCCUUCAAUUCGUUUCCGAAACAUGUCCUGGUCUCAGGGUCUGGCACAAGCAUUACAGAGCACGUUGACCGCGUAUAAAGCAGAUGAUCCUUCCAUGGGAGAGGGUUCUCAGAAACAUCGUUCGCAAUUUUUGCUACUUGACAGAGGUUUUGAUCCAAUCGCUCCACUUCUACAUGAACUUACGUAUCAAGCAAUGGCUUACGAUCUUCUGAAUAUCAAAAACGAUGUUUACACAUACACCGCUGGUGAUGAUGAAAAAUCUGUUGUUCUUGAUGAAUCCAACGAAAUUUGGAACGAGUUUAGACACAACCAUAUUGCCGAAGUUACAAACAUCAUUUCCUCCAAAACCAAGGAAUUCGUUACUUCAUGUAAACUAACUAAAGGAGGCGAGAAGACAGAUCUUCGGGAUUUGAAACAAGUAUUGAAAAAAGUGCCGCAAUAUCAGAAAGAACUGAGCGCACUCAACAUGCAUUUCUUACUGGCGGAGGAGUGUAUGAAAAAAUUCAGAGAAACUACUCAAAAAAUAUGUCCCGUUGAACAGGAUAUGGCGACAGGCGCCGAUCACGAGGGGGAAAAAAUCAAAGAUCCACUAAAGAAUAUUAAUCCACUGUUACUUGACAGCAGUGUAAGUGUCCAAGACAAGAUCCGCAUUAUUCUCCUUUACAUCAUUUCGAAGGAUGGUAUCAGCGAGGAGAAUUUACUCAAGUUGUGUCAACAUGCUCAGAUACCUAAAGAUAAGCAAACGAUCAUCACUAACAUGGCCUACAUUGGUGUUCCCUUAAAAGAAGGGAAUGUAAAGAAAAAGUCAAAACCAGAACGUAAGGAAAGACCGCAACAAAAAUACCAACUUUCAAGAUACGUGCCAUAUGUGAAAGAUUUAAUGGAGGAUUCUCUGAAGGAAAAACUCGACGAGAAAAUGUUUAAUUACAUACCUGUGUCAAGAAACAGCGCCUCUGGCUACGGUGGUGUUGGUCAAAGUGCUCGUUAUGGCCAAUGGCACAAGGGUCAAACAAACACAAAGAGUUGCCCAAGAUUGAUUGUCUUUAUUAUGGGUGGUUUAACGUAUUCUGAAAUGCGAGCUGCGUAUGAGGUGAAGAAGGCAAACCAGGAGUGGGAUGUUGUUAUUGGUUCAACUCAUAUCAUCAAACCGGUUGAUUUCCUGUCGAUGUUGCACAAACUUGAGGAGUACUAGUAAAUAUAUGUUUUCUGUAGCUGACUCUCACGACACAGAUCGUGGAUUUAUAGUUGCCCUCAAUGUACUCGAAGUUAUUGAAAUUGUAUUAAACAUAUGUACUAUGUUUGUCGACUAUCAUAAUGCAAGAUUGUCAGAGGUUUGUUUUGAAAUUAAACGAAUUGUUUUGUUAGCCCUCAAA